CCUUUAAUUGUAUACACACGUACAGUUUCCUACAAACACUGCUCCUAUUUCCGUUCCUCACAAAAUCCAGUCAACUACAUAGUCAAUCAGAAUUCCCAAUUAAUGGAUGGAGGAGCUUCCGGCGGCGGCGGCGGCCCGGCGCCUUUCCUGCUGAAGACGUAUGAGAUGGUGGACGACUCUUCAACAGAUGCGAUCGUAUCAUGGAGCGGGAGCACGAAGAGCUUCGUCGUCUGGAAUCCACCGGAAUUCGCCCGCGUCCUCCUCCCUUCCUACUUCAAGCACAACAAUUUCUCUAGCUUCAUCCGCCAGCUCAACACAUACGGAUUCAGGAAGAUUGAUCCGGAGAGAUGGGAGUUUGCUAAUGAUGAAUUUGUGAAGGAUCAGAAGCAUCUUCUUAAGAAUAUUCAUCGUAGAAAGCCUAUUCACAGCCACAGUCAGCCUCAGGGUCCGGUCGAUCCUGAAAGAGCGACAUAUGAGGAAGAAAUUGAUAAGUUGUCCCGUGAGAAGGCUGCUCUCGAAGGCAAUUUGGUGGGAUUCAAAGAGGAGCAGUCUGCAGCUAAGGGACAAUUGGAAGACUUAACGAAGCGUAUAGUUAGCAUGGAGCAGAGACAGGAAAAACUACUAAGCUACCUGAAUAAGUCAGCUCAAAAUCCUCAGUUUGUUGAACGCCUUGCCCAGAAGCUCGAAUCAAUGGAUUUUUCAGCGUAUAAUAAGAAGAGGAGACUCCCCGAGUCAGAUGGUGUCCAGUUGAUUCAGGAGACUGUUUCGGUUGAAAAUCAUAGCAGCUGCAGGCCUGAGGUUGACUGUACAGAAGAAGACCUAGAAUUCUGCAAUAAACUCAGGCUGGAGUUAUCUGCAACUAUUUCCGAUGUCAACUUGCUUUCACAUAGCACACAGAGCUCGGACGAAGACGAAAUAAGCCCUCAAGGCAGAAUCGAGGAAUGGCCAAGAGACAUCCAUAUGAGAACAGCAAGUUUCAUAUGCCCCCCUGAAACGUUGGAACUAUCAGAUACCGGUGCUUCUUCAGAUUUACAUAUGGAUACAUCUUUGUCGUGCCCAAAACUGCACUCCUUGCAUAAUAGCCUGACUUCAAAUGACGAAGGUGAUGAUCACCUUUCCUGCCUGCUGAACCUCUCUCUUGCUUCGUCUACUCUGGAGCUCAACAAGAGCCAGAACUCCACGGUGAUGCCUCAAUCAAGUUCGGAUAUGUGUACCUCAUCACUGCCUAACAGUGACAUUGUUGAUGCUGGCCAUCACUGCCUAGCAGUGACAGCUGAUAGAAUUCGCCGGGAUGAGGUUUUGGAUUCGUCUUCCUCACCUGAUGCUGCCAAGCAAGCACCUGCAAUGGAGCAGAAACGGGUGAAUGAUGUCUUCUGGGAACAGUUCUUGACAGAAAGACCCGGCUGCUCGGAUACUGAAGAGGCCAGCUCUUGUUUAAGGGCGAACCCUUACGACGAACAGGAAGAGAAGAAACCAGUGACCGGAGUGGCGAGAAACACUGAAGGUAUAGAACAUCUUACACUGUAGGUAAAUUUUAAUGCUAUGUUUUAUCACUUUAUGGAAACUCAUAUGUUUGUUUUGUGUAAUUUUUAUUACUCAUAUGAUCAUCUGCUCAUGAUGUGUAAACCUUGAAAUCUGGCUAGUGGUUAUUAUAAGAAGGAAUUCUCCAUUUGAUUUUUGUGAUUA
Molecule: messenger RNA, 1686 nt
Organism: Salvia hispanica
Lineage: Eukaryota; Viridiplantae; Streptophyta; Magnoliopsida; Lamiales; Lamiaceae
Product: heat stress transcription factor A-5-like
Biological process (GO): regulation of transcription by RNA polymerase II; cellular response to heat
Cellular component (GO): nucleus
Molecular function (GO): DNA-binding transcription factor activity; RNA polymerase II cis-regulatory region sequence-specific DNA binding
Source: RefSeq, a predicted model, not a curated record